This is a messenger RNA of Rangifer tarandus platyrhynchus (Svalbard reindeer), 342 nucleotides long. The record is from the annotation of a GenBank genome assembly. NCBI's taxonomy places the organism in Eukaryota, Metazoa, Chordata, Mammalia, Artiodactyla, Cervidae.
AUGCUGACCAUCUCUGGUAACCAAGAAAAGGCAUAUAGAAACAAAAGAGAGGUGAGGGACAUGUCUAGUGUGUCGGGGGUCAAGAAAUACCGGCUGGUUGCGGCAGCACGGCCGCCGGUCAAAGUGGUAACUGGGGAUCUGAGCUCGGCGGUGACGCGCGGCCCUCACGUGACCAGAGCCCGUGUCUGCCCAAGUCCUUCUCGUCCUGGUCCUUUUUGCCUGUCCAGACACCAUCUGCCUAUCGCCCUUUGGACGAGGGGGAAAGCAGAAGAAACUCCGCAGGUCACAGCGGGGCACCUGGAGGAGAGGCCGCCUCGGAACCAGCUGCCGGGAGAGGUCCAG